This is a messenger RNA of Oryzias melastigma (Indian medaka), 1508 nucleotides long. Its product is annotated as intercellular adhesion molecule 3. Gene Ontology annotation, molecular function: integrin binding. NCBI's taxonomy places the organism in Eukaryota, Metazoa, Chordata, Actinopteri, Beloniformes, Adrianichthyidae. The transcript has 7 exons. The coding region runs from base 259 to 1206 and encodes 315 amino acids. Gene Ontology annotation, biological process: cell adhesion. The record is from RefSeq and is a predicted model, not a curated record.
UUACACUGAAUUAUUCUUGACCCUCCCUUCCUUCCUCUCCUGAUAUACCAACGGAGAACGCCCAGGGUGGCUUUCACAGCUCAGAGCAAAGGAACUGCCUGAUCAUCAGCUUCAGACACACUUGAAGCCUGACAUGCGCAUACACCCACAUGUCCCAUAAAAACCUGGAGCCCCCGGCAGUCACCCACACUCCUGAGCUCCAGCAUCCAGCAGCAGCUGCUCAUCUCAUCUGAAAGCGGCGUGGCGAGUGAGGGGAAGAUGUGGGCUCGUGGAGGGCCAAUCACGCUUGUGCUGUUCCGCCUCUUUGGCUCAGCUUCUCUGUUUCCUUACACACCUGCUCCUUCUGUUCCAUCACAAAUUUCACCUCCUCCUCCAUUGUUAACAGACUUCCCAUCUUGGCUCUCUCCUUCUCUCAGCAUCUCAUCCUCUAACCCCCACCUCACCUCCAGCUCUGGGGAAUCCUCAAAGACAGCCGGCUGUGACCUCAGCAUCUCUCCUUCCUCCUUAGUGGUCAGGUUUGGAGAUCCGGUCAAAGCUAACUGCUCCAGACAGAAGGCAGGGUUUCCUGCCCUGGGUUGGGAAGUCUCAGUGGGUUCUCCUGAAACCACUUUGAGUGAGUUUCUGGUCUGGCGUGUGGACAGACUGACCGAGUGGAGCAUCGACCCCAUGUGUUAUGUGAUGUCUGAUGUGGGAGGAAAGUGUGACGUGGCUCUCUCCCUGACAGUCUACCAACCCCCAACAGCAGUCUCCAUCACAUAUGUCAAUCACACUGGACCACUGCUCGAGGGGGGCAGUUAUUCUCUGCAGUGCACGGUUCAGGAUGUUGCACCUCUUGAAAAAGUGGUUGUGAUUUUUUAUGAAGGGCAGACAGCUUUGAGUCAAAUCAAGUUCAAUGACACGAGACAGAAGACUCCAGCAAACAAGAGCAUCACUCAGAGCAUUGUUCCCUGUAGAGAGGACAACGGAACGGAGUACUGGUGUGAAGCUAGGCUGGACUUGGGGCCGGAGGGACCACAACAACCGCUAGUGGUGACGUCGCAAAAACUUACUUUGCUAGUGCUCUCUCAUCCAAAUUCCACAAAACUACAGAGAACAUGUGGCAAAUGUAAUGGGGAAACCUCACCAGAGAACAGCGGAACCAUAAACGGCUAUCAAACAUGCUUCUUGCUGGCUGCUUUACUGUCUCAGAUGAUUAUCCAGCAGUAACGCCUGCAAACAGGAACAAUCUGACUCCCAUCUCCACGUAGUUUGACGAUUUGCUCCUUUGAGAAACUCUCAUUUGAGAAGAAUCGGAUCUUUGGUUUUGUUUAGUAGUGUUCUAAGGAGUGGUGUGUGUAACUGAAAGGAGAUGCUUUACUCUACACAAUUCCUCACAGGUACAUGUUCUCACAAAACUGAAGGUUGUGCUCAUGAAAAAAUUCAAAUUCCUUGUUGCUGUACUGAAAACUGUUUUGUACAUUUUGAUGACACAUUUUUCAAAUCUCUGAAAUACAAUAUUUGCUUGUUUU